Messenger RNA from Bubalus bubalis (water buffalo), 1633 nucleotides. RefSeq names its product protein FAM98A-like. Gene Ontology annotation, cellular component: tRNA-splicing ligase complex. Lineage: Eukaryota; Metazoa; Chordata; Mammalia; Artiodactyla; Bovidae. The record is from RefSeq and is a predicted model, not a curated record.
CGGGGAAGAGGGGAGCCUGACAACUCGGAAAUUUGAAUACCACAGUAGCAUGGAGUGUGACCUCAUGGAGACUGACAUCUUGGAGUCGUUGGAAGAUCUCGGUUACAAGGGUCCAUUGUUAGAAGAUGGAGCUCUGUCUCAGGCUGUCACUGCUGGAGCCAGUUCCCCUGAGUUUACCAAACUCUGUGCUUGGUUGGUGUCUGAAUUUAGAGUGCUCUGUAAACUAGAGGAAAAUGUGCAAGCAACUAACAGCCCAAGUGAAGCUGAAGAAUUCCAGCUUGAGAUGAGUGGGCUACUAGGGGAGAUGAACUGUCCAUAUCUUUCACUGACAUCUGGGGAUGUGACCAAGCGCCUUCUCAUUCAGAAGAACUGCCUCCUUUUGCUCACAUACCUCAUCUCAGAACUAGAAGCUGCCAGAAUGCUCUGUGUGAAUACUCUUCCAAAAAAAGCUCAAGAAGGAGGCGGUAGUGAGGUCUUUCAAGAGUUGAAAGGCAUAUGUAUUGCUCUAGGAAUGUCCAAACCUCCAGCCAAUAUAACUAUGUUCCAAUUCUUCAGCGGGGUUGAAAAAAAAUUAAAGGAAACAUUAGCAAAAGUUCCACCUAAUCAUGUGGGAAAGCCUUUAUUGAAGAAGCCAAUGGGACCAGCCCACUGAGAAAAGAUAGAAGCAAUUAACCAAGUUGUGGCCAAUGAAUAUGAAGUUCGGAGAAAGCUGCUAAUAAAACGUUUGGACGUCACGGUCCAGUCUUUUGUCUGGUCUGACAGAGCUAAGAGUCAAACAGAAAAACUGGCGAAGGUUUACCAGCCAAAACGCUCAGUCUUAUCUCCUAAAAGUACUAUUUCUAUUGCCCACCUUUUGGCUGCAAGACAAGACUUGUCAAAGAUCUUAAGGACGAGCAGUGGCUCUAUAAGAGAAAAGACUGCCUGUGCCAUCAAUAAGGUGUUGAUGGGCAGAGUUCCUGACAGAGGAGGUAGGCCCAAUGAAAUCGAACCUCCACCCGCAGAGAUGCCACCAUGGCAGAAGAGGCAAGAUGGCCCCCAGCAACCAGCAGGAGGACGAGGAGGCGGGAGAGGGGGCUAUGAACAUUCCUCAUACGGAGGACGAGGAGGCCAUGAACAGCAAGCAGGAGGAAGAGGUGGACGCGGCGGCUACGACCACGGUGGCGGCCGCGGGGGAGGAAGAGGAAAUAAGCACCAAGGAGGCUGGACAGAUGGCGGGAGCGGGGGAGGGAGCGGGGGAGGGGGCGGCUACCAAGAAGGCGGUUAUCGAGAUUCGGGUUUCCAGCCCAGCGGCUAUCACGGUGGCCACAGUGGUGGCUAUCAGGGCGGUGGUUAUGGUGGCUUCCAGACAACUACAUACACAGGAAGUGGGUACCAGGGUGGUGGAUAUCAGCAGGACAAUAGAUACCAAGAUGGUGGGCAUCACAGUGAUCGAGGCGGGGGUCGUGGAGGGAGAGGGGGUCGUGGAGGCCGAGGCGGACGCGCUGGCCAAGGAGGAGGUUGGGGAGGAAGAGGGAGCCAGAAUUAUCAUCAAGGGGGGCAAUUUGAACAGCACUUCCAGCAUGGAGGUUACCAGUAUAAUCAUUCUGGAUUUGGACAGGGAAGACAUACUAGUUGAGGCUACAUAGAACCUUAC